AUGGGCAAGGGCGGCGGCUGCCUGCCCAGCAAGAGCCAACGCGUCCCGCUCCCCCAGCCCCGGCACCGGCGCGACCGCACCUACAUCCCGCCCCCCGCCGCGCCCGGCCCACCGCGCCGCCCGGUCCGCAUCUACGUCGUCUUCUACUCCAUGUACGGCCACGUCCGGCUCCUCGCGCGCGCCGUGCAGCGCGGGGUGGGCUCCGUCCCGGGCGCCCUCGCCAUCCUGCUCCGCGUCCCGGAGACCCUGCCCCGCGCCGUGCUCGCCCGGAUGGGCGCGCUCAAGGCCGCCGCGGAGGCGGAGAUGGAGGAGAUCCCCGUGGCGGACCCCGGCGGCCUCCCCGACGCCGACGGCUUCCUCUUCGGCUUCCCCGCGCGCUACGGCGCCAUGGCCGCGCAGAUGCAGGCCUUCUUCGAAUCCACCGCGCCGCUCUGCCGCCACCAGCGCCUCGCCGGCAAGCCCGCCGGCUUCUUCGUCAGCACCGGCACCCAGUGCGGCGGACAAGAAACCACCGCGUGGACGGCGAUCACGCAGCUGGCGCACCACGGCAUGCUGUUCGUGCCAAUCGGAUACACCUUCGGGGAGGGGAUGUUCGAGAUGGAGGAGCUCCGCGGGGGUUCGCCGUACGGCGCGGGUGUCUUCGCCGGCGACGGCACCAGGCCGCCCAGCGAGAUCGAGCUGGCCCUCGCCGAGCACCAGGGCAAGUACAUGGCCACGCUGGUCAAGAGGAUGGUGCACGGAGCAGAUGCCACUUGA
Messenger RNA from Lolium rigidum, 756 nucleotides. Its product is annotated as probable NAD(P)H dehydrogenase (quinone) FQR1-like 1. The coding region runs from base 1 to 756 and encodes 251 amino acids. Gene Ontology annotation, molecular function: FMN binding; NAD(P)H dehydrogenase (quinone) activity. The transcript is spliced from 2 exons. NCBI's taxonomy places the organism in Eukaryota, Viridiplantae, Streptophyta, Magnoliopsida, Poales, Poaceae. The record is from RefSeq and is a predicted model, not a curated record.